UAAUGGCUAAAGAGGAAUUGAUUGAGCUCAAAUUCAGGCUUUUCGAUGGAACUGACAUUGGACCCAACAAGUACAGUCCUACUACCACUGUUGGAACUGUUAAAGAACUCAUACUUGCUGAAUGGCCCAAAGACAAAGAAAAUGCUCCAAGGACAACAAGUGAUCUGAAGCUCAUCAAUGCAGGUAAGAUAUUGGAAAACAUCAAGACCCUUGCGGAGUGCAGAGUACCAGUUGGAGAACUUUCAGGCGGAGUAAUCACUAUGCAUGUUGUUGUGCGCCCUCCAUUAUCAGACAAGAAUGGUGAAAAACAGCUAGCUGACUCCCCAAAAAAGAAUAGAUGUUCAUGCUCAAUCCUCUGACUCCAAAUGAUAAGAAUGACAAUUCAUCACGGUUGUCGUUUCCUUCCCAUGUGUCUCGAGUAUAUGGGUUGCUGGGAGGCUGAUCAGAUUAUGUAGUUCAGCUAUGCACCUAGUCUGAAGCCGAUGGCAAAAGAAGCUCAAGUGCCUCACUUGUUGUAUUGCAUAAUCUUCUUCUUGAUUGUGUAGUUUCUUGUUUCCUUUCAAAAUUGGAGGAAAUAUAUAUCAUACUAUCAUAUAUAAAGAAUGAAUGGUUUUUUGAUUGUUUGGUA
Telopea speciosissima is the source of this 628-nucleotide messenger RNA. RefSeq names its product membrane-anchored ubiquitin-fold protein 3-like. NCBI's taxonomy places the organism in Eukaryota, Viridiplantae, Streptophyta, Magnoliopsida, Proteales, Proteaceae. The record is from RefSeq and is a predicted model, not a curated record. Gene Ontology annotation, molecular function: protein binding. The transcript has 3 exons. The coding region runs from base 3 to 359 and encodes 118 amino acids.